This is a messenger RNA of Oncorhynchus gorbuscha (pink salmon), 4072 nucleotides long. RefSeq names its product protein kinase containing Z-DNA binding domains (gene pkz). The transcript is spliced from 11 exons. NCBI's taxonomy places the organism in Eukaryota, Metazoa, Chordata, Actinopteri, Salmoniformes, Salmonidae. Gene Ontology annotation, biological process: protein phosphorylation. The record is from RefSeq and is a predicted model, not a curated record. Bases 1065 to 2609 code for a protein of 514 amino acids. Gene Ontology annotation, molecular function: RNA binding; ATP binding; double-stranded RNA adenosine deaminase activity.
CAGGAAGUUAUUAACAACUAUGGGUAUAGAUAGAUAAAGCAGAUUAACAGGAAGUUAUUAACAACUAUGGGUAUAGAUAGACAAAGCAGAUUAACAGGAAGUUAUUAACAACUAUGGAUAUAGAUAGAUAAAGCAGAUUAACAGGAAGUUAUUAACAACUAUGGGUAUAGAUAGAUAAAGCAGAUUAACAGGAAGUUAUUAACAACUAUGGGUAUAGAUAGAUAAAGCAGAUCAACAGGAAGUUAUUAACAACUAUGGGUAUAGAUAGAUAAAGCAGAUUAACAGGAAGUUAUUAACAACUAUGGAUAUAGAUAGAUAAAGCAGAUCAACAGGAAGUAAUACACGAUGUGCUUUUCUUAAAUGGCCAGGAAUGUUAUGAAUGUUUCAGACUUAUACUGUUGAUUAGAUGGGCUUUGAGAGCUACAUCUCACGAACUGAAUAAAUAUUGGUAUUUUAUUAGGAUCCCCAUUAGCUGUUGUGAAAGCAGCAGCUACUCUACAUGGGGUCCACAUGAAAUAUGAGAUGAUACAGACUUUUUUUGAAACCAGGUUUGCUGUUCAUUUGAGCAAGGGGGUUUGAUGUUAUAACAGCUCUAUAUACUACUGUAUGUGUUCUGGAUUUGGGGUAUUGUGAAAAGCAGGUAGCCCUGUUUGAUAAGAAUACAUGUGUUAGUCAGGCAUUUCAUUUCACUCAAAAUAGACAUAAAACCUAAGUAAUAACAGUGGACAUUUGCCUACAAUAAAACUAUAAUCGUUUUCAAUAAUUGACAAGACAUCAUGGCUGAGUAACAGGUAGCCUGAACAGCCGCUAGGUGGCGCUUACUUGCAACUAUUUUUAUGGUCUACAGCGACCACUAUCAGCUGUUCAGGCUAAUCACAGGCUGACGCAUAUCAGUUUCAGUACUGUUUUCAGGCGAAUCGAAAACGAAAUUGUCUACAGGACACUAUAGAGAAAUAGUAAUGGCGUCUUUUUGUAGGCACUAACUCCGGCAUGGUUCUUUGGACAGAUCUUAUGGAGAAAAUGAAUGGCGUUUUUGGAUAAACGACGAAAAUAAGUUGGUAACUAUGUCCUGCGACAACCAGCAAGGAGACCAGUCGGCCUUGAAGAAGAGAAUAUGUGACUUUUUAGAGGUGAAGAAACAAGGAUCCACUGCCCUCCAGAUAGCUAAGGCUGUUGGACUGAAGAAGGCCAAGGAUGUAAACAGUGUCCUGUACACUUUAAACAGAGCUGGACUUCUUUAUGCAACCACAGACAAACCACCAGUCUGGUCUGUGGAGAAACCAGGGGCGGCGUCAGUCUCUGUGAUUGUUCCAGAGUCAGAUCGAGUGCCUAGUCCUUCUGAGACCCCUGGCAACACAUUGGAGGAACUGAGGAGGGUGCUGAUGUCACAGAGUGAUGGAAGAGCGAUGAGUGUGCAAGAAAUUGCCAGAGAAUUGGGCCAAACACGAAAAUGUGUGAAUAAGCAUCUUUAUGACCUGCAAAGUAGCGGCAAGGCAGAAAAGUUGGGAGAGAAAGUGUGGAAAAUGAAGGAUGAAGCAAGCUGUGGAGUAGAGUUUAUUAAAUACCAGAGUUAUGAUCAAGAUAUUUCCAUCAGACUGACUGAACGCUCCAGGUUUUCCAAAGAUUUCAAAUUAUUGAGUGUUCUGGGUGCAGGAGGCUUUGGGUGUGUCACUAAAGCCCAACACAAAUUGGAUGGGAAAACGUACGCUGUGAAGAUUGUGAAGAAUAUGGGAGAAGCAAAUCGUGAAGUGAAAGCACUGGCUACCUUGGAACAUUCUAACAUUGUUCGCUACUCUACGACUUGGCCUGAGGAUGCCAAUUGGGUCGAUGGGGGCUACAGCACAGAGUCGUCGGUCCAGUCUGAAAUCUCAGAAGACUCUGACAAUUAUUCAGACCAGGGAGAUGGAUCUACACAUGUAACAAAGCAAUCAGAUUUAGACCUUUCUGAAACAGCCAGCGAAGACCAAGCAAACCACUCGAUGACCGAUUCCAGCUCAAGAAAUGGAGACUGGUCUUGUUUGUUCAUUCAGAUGGAGUUCUGUGAGGGAGGGACGCUGAAGGACUGGAUUAGCAAAAAUAAUGCUAGAACGAAGGACAAGGCACAUGGAAUAUUUCAGCAAAUAGUUUGUGGAGUGGAAUACAUCCACUCUGAAGGACUUAUUCACAGAGACUUAAAGCCAGAGAACAUAUUGUUUGGAAGUGAUGGCAUGGUGAAGAUUGGAGACUUUGGUCUUGUGACCACGAUCACCACUCCGAGUGGAGCAUCAGUGUACAGGACUGUCAACAAAGGAACACCAAUUUACAUGAGCCCUGAGCAGAAGACUGGGGGGAAAUAUGAUGAGAAAACGGAUAUAUUCUCUCUGGGACUGAUAUGGUUUGAACUCCUGUGGCACAUGUCCACUGUCUCAGAGAAGAUCAAGGUGUUCCAGAGCCUGCAGACAAGGACAUUUCCUUCUGACUUCCGUGAGAAGUUUAUCUUAGAGCAUAAACUCAUCAGUAAAAUGCUCUCGGAGACUCCAGCAAACCGACCAAACGCAGAAGAGAUCGCUGCGAUCCUGAAAAGAAACCUGCUCGGAAACCAAACUGGAUUACAACAGAAAACUGUAUGAAAUGUUGCAGGGUAGUGGCUUGAAAUGCUUUGGGGAAAACAGUGAUGUCGGCAUAGAACACCUGCAUUGUUUGCUGUUUUGGGGGUUUUAGGCUGGGUUUCUGUACAGCACUUUGAGAUAUCAGCUGAUGUACGAAGGGCUGUAUAAAUACACUUGAUUUGAUAGAAGACACGUUCUCUUCCAGACAGAGCGCAUAGUGAUGAUGCCAUGCCUCAACUGAAGCAAAUCAACUCAAAUCAAAUUUUAUUUGUCACAUACACAUGGUUAGCAGUGAACUGGGAGGGGGAUCGGUAUCAGUACAGUAUCCUACUGUAUUUCUCAGGAACAUUUUGGCACUUAUCUUUUCACUUUUGUUUCUGCUGUAUGGUUUCUCAAAUGUGAUAACUUUUUAAAAGUUACGGAAUAGAGGGUUAAUAUUAUGUGUAGGAAAAAGUCCACCACAUAUUUCUAAUGCAGAACCCAAGGUGUUCUUCUUAGAGGUUUUUUAACCUUAAUUUAACCAGGUAAGACCCAUUUUUAAGUAACAAACUAUUUUUCGAGGGUGACCUGGCAAGAAGUCAAAACAGGGAAAUAGAAGCCGUGUCCAUAAAACAUGACAGAAAGAUACAGAAUACACACAAGACAAUUUCACAAGUUAAAGAUACAAUUGAAGAUCAGAAACAACUGCAGUUGUCACAAACAGUGUUGUCGAUCAGUGUCUUAAAAACAGACAAGGACACUAACUCCCCUAACUUUACAAUCUUCUGAAGCAUGUUCAAAGAUGAAGAGGAAUUGUGGGGACAAAUAUUGUUUCCCCAUCUCAGUUGUAGCCCUAGGAACAGACAAGGACAGCAGCGAUUGUGAACGAAGACUGUAUUGAGUGACUGAUCUGGUUAGUAAUCACAACAUGUAGGGAGUUGAAAUGAUAAUUUUAUUGUGAUCAUUUCUACUUUUUUUUUUAAAGGGCACAUUGACAGAAUCAUGGAGUUUAUUUAAAAGUAAAUGAAAACAUUGAAUGUUGUUACAGGGAGAUGGGCACUCAUAUGGUUUCUUCCCAAUGUGGCAAGUCUACGCAACUUGUGCUUUAAAAAAAAAAUAUAUAUAUAUAAUUAACGUGAUUUAGAAUUAAAUGUUACAGACGCAUACUGUAUAAAGAGCUUAUGAAAUAAAUGUCCAACGCCAAUGUUAAGUUGUUUUUAUUUUCUGUAUAUUAUUAAGACCAUAAAGCCCGUACCUCGAUGUUUAGAAGAGAUGUAUACUUUGUAACACAUGGGGGCGGUCUCGGUCUAGUUGUUAUAUGGCAGUCAGUGUUUUCAGAGUAUUCACACCCCUUGACAUAUCAUAUUCUGUGACGUUACAGCCUGCAUUCAAAAUGGAUUCAAUAUUUAUUUUUUAAUCUACACUCAAUACCCCAUAAUGACAAAGUGAAAACAUGUUUCUAGAAAUGUUUGCUAAUAAAAUGAACUAUCUAAUUGACAUAAGAA